This is a messenger RNA of Scylla paramamosain (green mud crab), 2597 nucleotides long. It is a transcript of the gene TRAM, whose product is annotated as translocating chain-associated membrane protein 1-like. Gene Ontology annotation, biological process: SRP-dependent cotranslational protein targeting to membrane, translocation; protein insertion into ER membrane. Lineage: Eukaryota; Metazoa; Arthropoda; Malacostraca; Decapoda; Portunidae. The transcript is spliced from 9 exons. Bases 115 to 1248 code for a protein of 377 amino acids. Gene Ontology annotation, cellular component: endoplasmic reticulum membrane. The record is from RefSeq and is a predicted model, not a curated record.
CUGAUCCAAAGUAAAACCGAGUGACAGAAGAGGAGGAGCGAAGGGGCCGACAGAGGAUAACAUCACGAACACUUUUACUAAUUUCUCGCUACAGACAGGAGGCAGCUUGGCACCAUGGCACUGAAGGGCGUCAGGAGGGCCAACAAGAACCCUCCAAUACUGAGCCACGAGUUUGUGAUCCAGAACCACGCAGAUAUUGUAUCAUGUGUAGCAAUGGUGUUCGUCCUAGGCUUAAUGUUCCAGGCCACAGCACCCCUGGCGUCAGUGUUCAUCGCAGUACAGCACAAUGCCACUGACCCUGAGAUGCUAACGACCCCUGACACCCCAAUGACCUACACUUAUGGGUCAAAGGACACAGCGGCCAUAUUUUUCUACUGCCUGAUCUCGAUUGUCAUGCACGCCAUUAUCCAGGAAUAUAUUUUGGAUAAAGUAAACCGAAAACUUCAUUUAAGCAAAACCAAACACAGCAAAUUUAAUGAGAGUGGACAACUUCUGAUAUUUACUGCUGUGUCUGCUGCGUGGGGGCCUCAUCUCACCCGCAGGGACAACAUUAUUCACGAUAUCAGCAGCCUAUGGGGAGGUUACCCUGAAGGACACGCCCAGAUGUCCUUUAUGUUGAAAUUCUUCUUUUUAAUCCAAAUGUCCUACUGGUUGCACUGCUACCCUGAACUUUACUUCCAGAAGACAAAGAGGGAAGAAAUGCCUGGGAAAAUUCAACACGCAUCUUUGUACCUCAUUUUCUGCGCGGCUGCCUACGUCCUCAACUUCACCCACGUGGCCCUGGUUCUGUUGACGCUGCGGUUCGUCGAGGAGGGGCUGCAUCAUGUCUGCCGUCUGCUGUAUUUUGCCGAGAAGACGCAGGCGGCACACACUGGUUUCCGGGUGUGGAAUGUCGUGUUUGUGUCCUGUCGGCUCAUAUCCAUUAUCAUUUCAAUCCUAACUUUCCACUACGGCCUGGGCAGCGCUGAAAACCAGGUUCUCGAUGCGGCUUCUGGAAAUUUUAACACUCCGUUUAUCAGACUGAACGCGCUGGUGGCAGUGUGUCUGGUGCAGGCGUGGAUGAUGUGGAACUUCAUAUAUUUCCACUUGAGGCAGAUGAGGGAGAGACAAGCGGAACAGAUGGCGCUGCGGAAGAAGCUGGCGGAGAGAAAGACCAGGAAAGGGCGACGAGAUGACUCCAAAAGAAGUUCGGAAGAGGACUUCAGCGAAUUGCCAGAGGUGGACCAGCAAACAAGACGUCGGAAAUAGAGGCAAACAAGAGCAAACAAGGCUGUAAACAAGACCUGCAAACAACUUCUGGUUAAUUUGAAGAGAAAAGAAGUUUAUAAGAUUUGUUUUUUUUUUCAUAUUCAGGGUAAACAAUAAUAUCUUAGGUGUAAACAAGUCCAAUGAUGUAAACAAGAUCUGCAAACAACUUCUGGUUAAUUUGAAGAGAAAAGAAGUUUAUAAGAUUUGUUUUUUUUCAUAUUCAGGGUAAACAAUAACAUCUUAGGUGUAAACAAGUCCAAUGAUGUAAACAAGAUCUGCAAACAACUUCUGGUUAAUUUGAAGAGAAAAGAAGUUUAUAAGAUUUGUUUUUUUUCAUAUUCAAGGUAAACAAUAACAUCUUAGGUGUAAACAAGUCCAAUGAUGUAAACAUGAGCUGUAAACAACUUCUGGUUAAUUUGAAGAGAAAAGAAGUUUGUAAGAUUUGCUUUUUUUCAUAUUUAGGGUAAACAAUAACAUCUUAGGUGUAAACAAGUCCAAACAUUGAUGUAAACAAGAGCUGUAAACAACUUCAGGUUAAUUUGAAGAGAAAAGAAGUUUGGAAGGUUUUUUUUCAGAAUUAUGGUAAACAAUGAAAUGUUAGGUGUAAACAAGUGCAAACAACAACAACGUCCUCAGGUUUUUAUGAGAUUUUUUUGAGGUGAGUGCCAGCAGUUAAUGUAAACACCGCGACGUUAAUUUUAAGAAAGUUUGUCGAUGUUUUAUGAAGGUUAUGAGUAAACUGUAAACAGCCGAUGUAAACAAGGUAAACAAAUGGAAAUUAAUGGGAAAAAAGCACAAACUGAAGGUACAUUGGGAAAAAAAAAUAUUUGUUGAGAUUUUACAAAGAUAAAAAGUUUACUUCAAACAUUUUAUGUAAACAAAAAUGUAAACAAGUGGAAAACAAACAUACCCGAGGUGAACGUGGGUAGAGAUUAAGUCCCUUCAUUGUUUAUAUAAAGAAUUGAGCAAUAGGGGGUGCAAACAACACCAAACACUGAUGUAAACAAAUGUAGUGAGGUGCAAACACACACCACUAGACAGACAUUCAAGAGAAAAGACAAAUUUGAGUUUUGUUUAUAAAGUUUGAGCAAUAGUCCAUGCAAACACCAAACAGUGAUGUAAACAGGUGCAAACAAUCUUUAGAGGCAGAUGAGGGAAAAGAAGCAAUUUUUUUUUGUUUAUAAGGAAAUAACAUUGUACAAACAGCUGAUGUAAACAAUGAAAAGACUAUUGUGUUCAGAAGGUAAUCUCAUUGUAAACAAGGAGGAAAAGGAUAUUUAUAGACAUGCAAACAAGCAAACAAUAGAAUCAGUAUAGGAAAUUGCAAAUAAAUAAAUGGUGUAUAUUUU